Molecule: messenger RNA, 4440 nt
Organism: Ostrea edulis (European flat oyster)
Lineage: Eukaryota; Metazoa; Mollusca; Bivalvia; Ostreida; Ostreidae
Product: polyhomeotic-like protein 1
Exons: 24
Coding region: 117-3467 (1116 amino acids)
Cellular component (GO): cytoplasm; nucleus; PRC1 complex
Molecular function (GO): zinc ion binding; protein binding; deoxynucleoside kinase activity
Source: RefSeq, a predicted model, not a curated record
AAUAUUCAAGAUUUAGCGGCAGAUUUGUAUGUGAAUAUAGCGCCAAAAUAUUCACAAGAGAGGUUAGCAGCAAGUAGGCCUACAUUGAACGACAGAGGGACAAGAUAAUCUGAAAGAUGUUGGGAUUUAAUAACUUUGACACGGAAAACGUUGAUCCUCAAGUCAACAUUUCUAAAAAGAAGAGAGGAAGGAUUCCAACAAUUGUAGUGGAAGGGAACAUUGGAAGUGGAAAAUCAACAUUUUUACAGUACUUCACAAACUUUACAGAUAAAAUUGAGGUGAUUCCUGAGCCAGUUCAAAAAUGGAAAGAUGUGGAUGGAUACAACACUCUAGAUAUGAUGUAUAAGGAUGCCUCUCGGUGGAGCCUGGCUUUUCAGUCUUAUGUCCAGCUGACCAUGGCGGAGGGUCACAAACACAGGACCAAGAACACCAGUAUCAAGAUGAUGGAAAGAUCUAUAUUUAGUGCUAGAAAUUGUUUUGUUGAGAAUCUUUACCAAAGCAAGCUGAUGCCUGAGGUAGACUAUGCAGUGUUGUCCGAAUUUUAUGACUUCAUUUUACAACAGGAGAACACAAAAGUUGACAUCAUUGUGUAUUUGAAAGCUGAUCCUAAGACAUGUAAAGGAAGAAUCAGAAAAAGGGACAGAAUGGAAGAAAAAGAUGUUCCCCUUGAAUACUUGCAGUCUCUCCAUGAUCUCCAUGAAAACUGGCUGACUCACCAGAUCAAAUUCAAAUUGCCAGCCCCUGUUUAUGUGACAGGCAUGGCUGAUCAAUCACAGCAGGCAGUUGCACAGUCUCAAAAUCAACAACCCGGUGCAACCCCUCAACAAUCCAUACCACAGCAACAGCAGCAAGGAAAUGCACAUCAGCAAGCCAACACACAGCAACAACAAACUGUAGCACCAAUGCAGCAAGCACCUCCACAGCAACCAACACCGCAGCAGGUCCAACCACAACCAACAACACCACAGCAAGUUCAGCAACAGCAGGUUACACAACCAACAAUACAGCAACAUCCACAGCAACAACCAGCAUCAGUAACCAAUGCUGCCAUUAGCAUUACACCACAGAAUGCUGCUGCAAUUUUCUCUGGAAACAACUCCAUGAUGACAGUAUCUAACCCAAUGGUGGCAAAUGCCAUGACAGCCAAUGCCUUAGCUGGAAAUGCCAUGGCAGGUGCAACAUUGCAGGGUAGUAUACCAUCCCAAGCUAUGACAGCUAAUGCUAUGACUGUCAAUGCUGCCAACUUACGGAGUGCCAUACCACAGGUUCAGGUCAUUCCCCAAAUGCAGAGUACACCAUACAUGCAAUAUCCAUUCAACCAACAGCAGAUUAUGUUGCAGAAUGCUGCUGCAAUGCAAGGAAUGUCUUUGCAAGCCAUGCAAGCCAAUGCUAUGAAUAUGAACAUCAACCCACAGAUAAACAUGGCCAAUAUGAAUAUGGCUGCUAUGGCCAUGCAGCAGCAGAGGAUGGGGGCGGGGCUAAUGUCACCAGGCCCAACCACACCUACUCAGAAUCCAGGUAUAACAUUCACCCCACUACAAGCCCAGGUCUCUGCAACAGUGACAUCUACUGGCAACAAUGGAAAAUCACUGGCUGUCAGUAAAGGGCAGACAACUCCUAGCACACCUACACAACAAGCUCAGGCUACCACACUAAUUGGAGGAAAACCAAUCAUGCCAACCCAAACCAACAUUGCUGCACAGCCACUUGUUUUAAGUGUUUUACCAAAUCAAUUGACUAGUACCACAGGAUUUGUUGGUUCAAAAGGGCAGUCUAUAUCUUUGAACCAAGCAACCCCAGCACAGCUUAUAAGCACGCAAGCUCCUAUUCGAUUUAGUCAGCCACAACUUGCGUCUAGUUCAGGUCAAAUAAACAUCCAGUCUCAACCUAUCAUGACAAAUCAAUCCAUACUCCAAGCCAUGGCCACCCAGCUUCAGCAGGGAGCCAUUCCAUUGGGUCAUCAGCCAUUACAACUGUCAGCAUCUGGCCAAUCACCAACCAUUUUACCAGGACAACCGGUUUAUAUAAGAACAACACAAAUUCAGGGACAACAAGGUGUACUGGCAGCCCAGGGGGUACAGAUUGUGGGGACACCAGUAAAAAACUCCUCGCAAAAUAAUGUUGCAGGGGUCCAGAUAGGCAAACAGACCAACCAGGGUCAGUCUGUUUAUCCAAUCAAAGCUGUGACUGCCAGGGUCAAUCCCACCACUGUCAGCAAACCGAAGACUGCAGCAGUCUCUGGUGCUCCUAAAAACCCUAAAGGGCGACCAAGAACAGUCAACAGAAUCGUUGGAGCCAUGACAACAUCAGCAUCUACCAAUACAGUGGCCUCAGCACUGUCUCAGUCGAAGGCAGCCAGCCAAUCAAAACCUGCUACCCCUACACCAAAUUCAUUGACUGUUCCAAAUCAGAGUCAAAGCAAGUCAGAUAGUGAGAUGGAAUCUACAAAGAAAAGUGCUGUUGGAGAAAAACCUGAAAAGACGAGCUCUGGUAAAGCAAUCAAGCAGGAAAAGACUUCUGGCAAUGUGUCGGCAAAGUCCUCUGCUCCUGUGAAGAUGGACACAUCUGAGCCCAAGUCCGAGGUUAGGAAGCAAGAGAACCCCUCUGUGGUGGAGAAACAAAAGGCCAUUGUAAAACCACACAUCCUGACGCACGUUAUUGAGGGAUUUGUCAUACAAGAGGGGCCAGAACCCUUCCCUGUUCAGAGAUCCUCAUUACUGACAGAGUUUAUCCCACCAAAGGUUAGUCAGGGUGUGGACAGGGGGGAGGAAGAUUCGGAGAUGGACAGUGCUGGACCCUCAGAAGUUGUGCCAAAGAAAGAAGUUCCAGAGCCAGAGUUUUUCUCUAAGUGUGAAUUUUGUGGAACUGAAGAACAGGCAUCUAGAUUUAAGAGAUCAAAGAGAUUCUGUACCAUGGCAUGUGCCAAGCGGUACAACAGGGCCCACAGAACAUCAGUGUUCAAAACCAGAGGAAAACAUAUGGGCAUUGGAAGAGGAAUGAUAAUGAAGAGAGGCUCUCCUCUGAACCUGAAGAAAGGUCUCAGAGGUCCAGGGAGAGGUGCAAAAUUGCUCUAUGGUGAAAACAGAGAAUUCCCAGAGGGAGAGCAUGAGGAUGCAGAGCCUAUGGAAGAAGGAGAACCUCGCAGUACAUCUAACACUUCAACAUCAAAUGAAAGCUCCUCCGCCCCGGAGUCGCCCGCCACUCCUGGGGAUCGUCCUGAUAAUUCUGUGGAGUCUGACAACCCCACCACAAACCCAGGAAAAUGGACUGUAACAGAGGUGUAUGAAUUCAUCAAGUCCAUGCCUGGAUGUUCACCUUAUGCUGAGGAGUUUAAGUCACAAGAGAUUGAUGGUCAGGCUUUGAUGCUUUUGAAGGAGGAUCAUUUAAUGACUACUAUGAGCAUGAAGUUGGGGCCUGCCCUCAAAAUCUGUGCGAAAAUCAACUCUUUCAGGGUUGAUCUUAGUUAAGUGAACUUCAGUGAAUGUGGUUCCAAGAGAUGUGAGAACACGAGGAAUUAAACCUCCGAGUGGUGUUUCAAAAAGACAAGUUUUUACCCAUGACACCAGAACAUUCAUUGUACUUUAUUCAGAUUGUUUUCAUCUCUUUGUUAAUUAUUGUAAAUUUUAUAAACCGUGUUUUAUCCUUCAUUGACAGUGUGUGUUGUGAUGUACAUGCAAAAUAAACCCCAUGUUCUGCAUUAACUUCAAUAGGCCUCCAUGUAAUCAAGAUAAUUUUACAUUGUAUUGCACAUUUACAUGCAGUUACAUUUGAUAUGAAGAUUUCAUUAUAUGGUACACUUCACCAACAAAUAUUCGUAAAAUUUUUAUUCUUUUGAAAUGUGAUCUCAAACAUACAUAUCCUUUUACAUGUAGGAGAAAGGUCAAGAUACUCCGAUAUCAUACAGAAAAGUUGUAGACGUGUACGUGUUACGAUCUGUGUAAGUAUUGUACGUCAUACAUGUGUGCUCAAAUACAUGCAUGUGUACAGGUGUACAUGUACUUCAUUAUGAACUGCAUGAAUACCGUCAUCACAUUUUUUAACACUUACCGGUAAUGUUUAUUAGAAAAUUAAUACUUUCAUAAAGGAUUUGUAUGUCAUAAUUAUUUUCUAAAACAUGGUGCUUUUUUGUGUAAUAGGUCACAUUUAGAUCAUGAAUAAUGAUUUCAUUCUACAUUGAUAACAUUUCAUAAGAUUUGCUUGAACGUUUUAUGUAUUUUUUUUUCAAUUGCUGUGUUGUUGAUGUGUUUUGAAUAUUGUGCUCUUAGAGAAUUUUUUAUAAAAAGUGUGAAAGACUGAUUUUAGACUGUGCAAUUCAAAACCUUAUCUAAAGAGUCCGACUAUAAUAUGAUACCAGUACUGAAAUUAUUCUCUCAGUUUGUCAAACUUUAUUCUCUAUUAUGAUGUAUUUACUUUCAAAUUAAAAAGUAAGGAUAACAAAAA